Molecule: messenger RNA, 3276 nt
Organism: Zychaea mexicana
Lineage: Eukaryota; Fungi; Mucoromycota; Mucoromycetes; Mucorales; Lichtheimiaceae
Product: P-loop containing nucleoside triphosphate hydrolase protein
Exons: 4
Coding region: 59-2923 (954 amino acids)
Cellular component (GO): cytoplasm; membrane; microtubule
Molecular function (GO): GTP binding; microtubule binding; GTPase activity
Source: RefSeq, a predicted model, not a curated record
CUUUUUAUUAUUAUUUCUUCUACUUUUGUUGAACGUUGUUUACUAUCUGUUAUAUGUCAUGAUAACCCAAGUGUUAAGAACACAGGGUAGCCGAUUGCAACGUUCUGCACGUUCUGUAAGACUUGUGCCAGCAACUCAUCGGAAUGCCUACCAUCACUUGGGCGCUAACAGCGGCAGCACUACUACCACCACUACCACUACAGCCUCCAGCUACAGCUACAGUGGCCAGCGUAUGAUACCGCUACUGCAGCAUUCGCCUCGAGUUCGUUUCUUCUCGCACGUCGCUCCUACCAUGGUGCUGCACAAUCAUCAAGUGCGAUCGAUUGCGUUUUCUUCAGUGCCUCGUAUGGCAUUAUCUGCACUUCGAUUACCUACACUUGUUGCCGGGACAACCGUUGCAGGUGUCACACUUGCCAACAACAAGAUUACAGACUGGACGGAUAAAGGAACAGAGUUUGUGUUGGACGGUGUCAAGGGAGCGAAAAAGUUUCUCGGCGCGCUGCAGGAACAGGCAGAGGAACUCGACGUAUCCAUUCCCGAAAUUCACCUACAAGUACCUAGCGUCAUCAAGGAUUUUUUAGCUUCGAUGGCAGCGACCGAAGAAGAGCCGCAUACCACAAACCACACAUUUUCCAAGACUGAGCAGGAGACAGAGAAAGAGAGCAACAACAAGAACGAUGGCGGCGGCGGUGGCGACGGUGGAGGCGAUAACAAAGGCACGGCUGCAGCAGCAGCAGCAGCCGUAGCUGCAUACCUCAACGACGACGAGGAAGAAGAAAAGCCAAAGAAGAAACGAAAGCAACAGCACGACGUUUCGACGCACCAAGACGAACAGCUCAUGAUGCUCACGAAAAAAUUGAUUGAAAUUCGCAGCAUUCUGCUCUCGAUCGACCAUAACGAAACACUCAAACUGCCUAGUAUCGUAGUCGUCGGCUCACAAAGUUCCGGCAAGAGCUCUGUGUUGGAAGCCAUUGUUGGCCAUGAAUUCCUUCCAAAGGGCUCGAAUAUGGUAACACGACGACCGAUUGAACUGACGUUGAUACACACGCCGGGCGAGGACGAGGAGUAUGGCGAAUUCCCGCAACUCGGAUUGGGCAAAAUGAACGACUUUAAAAAGAUCCAAAAGACGCUUGUGGACAUGAACAUGGCCGUCUCAGACACCGAGUGCGUUUCCGAGCAACCGAUCGAACUCCGUGUCUACUCGCCAAACGUGCCCGACCUGACGCUGAUCGACUUGCCAGGCUAUAUCCAGAUCAGCAACAAGAACCAGCCCGAGACGCUCAAGACCAAGAUUGAGGAUUUGUGUGAAAAGUACAUUCGCGGUCCCAACAUCAUCCUUGCCGUCUGUGCAGCCAACGUCGAUCUGGCCAACUCGCCAGCCCUGCGUGCAAGUCGCAAGUGCGAUCCCCUGGGUUUGCGAACGAUUGGCGUAAUCACCAAGAUGGAUUUGGUGCCACCAGAGCACGGUGCAGGUGUCCUGCGGAACGCAGACUAUCCCUUGCAUCUCGGCUACAUUGGCGUCGUCUGUCGCUCGCCCGAAAAUGUCACCGGCAACAUGACGAGCGCGCUGAUCCGGAACGAAGAAGCCUUUUUCCAGAACCAUCUGAUUUAUAACCAGCGCGACAUCCAAGUGGGCACCGCCACGUUGCGACAUAAGCUGAUGAAUGUGUUGGAGCAGAGCAUGGGCCGGUCCUUGUACAGCAUUGUGGAUGCGGUUCAGCAAGAGCUCGAGGAGGCACGGUACCAGUUCAAGGUGCAAUACAACGAUCGACGGGUUACAGCAGAAUCGUAUGUGGCCGAGACGAUCGACUCACUCAAGCAUAAUUUCAAGGACUUUGCAACACGCUUUGGCAAGCCGCAGGUGCGGCAUGAAGUGCGGACCAUGCUGGAGCAGCGGGUUUUGGAUAUCUGCGCCGAACACUAUUGGUCCGAUCCCAAGAUUGCAGAAUUGCCCAAGGCAUCGCUGGAUGAUAUUUACUGGCUCUACAAGGUUGAUUUGGCAUCCUCUGCGUUGACCAAGAGCGGGAUUGGGCGCUCAACGACGCAGCUCGUGGUAGAUGUUUUGAUGAGCAAUAUGGAGCGACUCGCCAACGCUGACCCGUUCUCGUACCAUCCGGAAACCCGCAAGCAGGUCAUGAGCUUCACGAGCGAAAUUCUUCGCUCCAAGUUUCUGACGACGAGUGAUCAGGUCGAGAACACGAUUAAGCCGUACAAGUACGAGGUUGAGGUGACAGACAUGGAAUGGAGCGACGGCGUUAAGCGAGCAGUUACGUUGCUGGAACAGGAGCUAGACAUGUGUGAUCAGAUGACCAACUCGCUCAAGAAUGCGGUCGGUAAAAAGAAGCUCAAAAGUGCUAUCAAGUAUCUGCUGGACCAGGAGCGCGAGGAUGGUCGACGGCAAGAACGUCUUCGGCAGAUAGCAGAAGAGGGUGGCCAAGCAACCGAGGAACAACUUUUUGGACUUGAUGACGAAGACGCUAUCAAGCCUUUCUACAACGCCAAGAUUUUGGAAAAGGCGAAAGAUGCGCUCUUCUUGCGCGACCGUGCCAUGAUUCUGAAAUAUCGAAUUGCAGCCCUCAAAAGCCGACAGUGUAAAUCGGCAGACAACAAGCAGUAUUGUCCCGAGGCAUUCCUCAACGUUAUUGCAGAAAAGCUGACAUAUACGGCGGUGAUGUUUAUACAAGUGGAGUUGCUGAACGAGUUCUUUUUCCAAUUCCCUCGUGAGGUUGACAAUCGUCUGGUGUACCAGAUGAACCGUCGACAGAUCUUACAGUUUGCACGUGAGAACCCUCCGAUCCAAAAGCACUUGGAUUUGCAAGAACGCAAGAACAAGCUAGAAGACGUCAUGGACAAGUUGAGCUACCUUGUCAAGAGACAAGCAGACAGACAGGCUCGGGCAAAGAUGAGCUCCUUUAGUGCUUAAAAAAAGCAAAAAGAAAAAGCUAUGAUUUAUUAUGGUUUUACCCUAGUCCUCCCCUUUCCCAAAAUACAUGUAAUAGUGUGCUGUAAUUCAUCCAUCCCAUCCUCCCUUGACGUGUAACAGCAAAGCCUUAGAAGAUAUACAUAUUAUAUAUAUAUAUACAUACCCCUCUCAAGAACAUCUGUCUCUCUCUCUCUCUCUCUCUCUCUAAACCCCCCCCCCCUUCACAAUCUGUUAAUAAUACCUUUUGCCUCUUUUAUCAUACACAACUUUGGAGAAGAAGAAGAAGGAGGAGGAGGAGAAGGAAUAGUGUGAAUUAGAAGACAUGUAUUUUAUAUUACAUACUCUAAAGCGAC